Ochotona princeps (American pika) is the source of this 1244-nucleotide messenger RNA. Its product is annotated as putative ribosome-binding factor A, mitochondrial. The record is from RefSeq and is a predicted model, not a curated record. The transcript is spliced from 7 exons. Lineage: Eukaryota; Metazoa; Chordata; Mammalia; Lagomorpha; Ochotonidae. Gene Ontology annotation, biological process: rRNA processing. Bases 1 to 975 code for a protein of 324 amino acids.
AUGUCGCUCACUCUUCCAAUGGCCGAGGACCGCGGCCACGCCCUCUCCUGUCGGUCACGCCCACAGCCGCCCCCUCUCCGUACGCUGUUCGGGCCACGCCCCCGCAGUCGAGCAGACGCCAUUUCCGCGGCGCCAGCGUGGGCCCCGGGAGUUUCUGGCAUGUGGGCCCCGGGCCGCGGGCUGUGGGACCUGGGUCCCGGGCUCAGGGCGCUGCUUGGCCGUUACGAUGGCUUCCCCGGCCCGGCUCGAGGCGUGUGUGUGACAGCUGUCUGCUGCGGGAGCAAAAAUUUGCUCAAGAAAUUCGCUUCGAAAGCCAAGAAGAAAUUCUGGUACGACGGACCCUCAUUGGGGUCACACUUGACCCACAAACCCUCCAGGCUGGAGGCCCUGAUGGGCAGAACCCCUCGGAAGGCCCAAAAGGAAGACCAUGUGCGCCUGCGGGCCUUGAACGGCCUUCUCCACAAAGCGCUGGCUGAUUUGCUGUGCACACCAGAAGUGAGCCAGGAGGUCUGCGACCUGAACGUGGAACUCUCCAAGGUUUCUGUCUCUGCAGACCUCUCUGCCUGCCGCGUGUACUGGAAGGCAAGUCUCUGCACCACCCAGAACCAGCGCACGGCAGCCAUCCUGCAGAGGAGUGCUGCACACGUGAGGCAUCUUCUACUGGCCCAGCAGACCCUGCAGAAUGUCCCUCCAAUCGUGUUCAUUCAAGACAAAAAGAGUGCGGUCCUGGCCAAGGUUGAUGAGCUGCUAGCAGUGGCUGACUUUGGAUCUACAGGUGGACGAGAUGAUGCCAUGCAGGAGGAUCUCAGGGACUCUGACUCCCCAUCCUAUUGCGAUACCGCUGCUCCCACCAUGCCUUGGAAUCUCUGUGGCAUCGAUCAUGAGGCACUCAACAAGCAAAUCACCGAGUACAAACAGAGGAAGAGAAAGGACAGGGUAUGGCUCACUCAUGACAAGAGCCAGCAGCUAAGCUGACAAAGCAGGCAAGAAAGAAGAGGCCCAAGCCCUGUGCCAGCCACUUUCCCCAAGAGUCACCUGUUGGCUCAACAGGUAACAGUCUGGACUCAGUGCCAGACCUGGCAGUGAAGGGAGGAGGCAGCAGCCUAAGAGGGAAAGGCUGAAGCCCUGGCUCUACCCCUUUGGCUUGCCAGAGCUGGGCUGGCUGUGGCAAAGCGUCUGCCUGUCCAUGUGACUGAAUGUGACUUCCUGCUUUUCCUCAGUGUGUAAUAAAAUAAACAAAUGCC